This is a messenger RNA of Tarenaya hassleriana, 614 nucleotides long. RefSeq names its product MLP-like protein 423. The record is from RefSeq and is a predicted model, not a curated record. Gene Ontology annotation, molecular function: abscisic acid binding; signaling receptor activity; protein phosphatase inhibitor activity. Gene Ontology annotation, biological process: abscisic acid-activated signaling pathway; defense response. The transcript is spliced from 3 exons. Lineage: Eukaryota; Viridiplantae; Streptophyta; Magnoliopsida; Brassicales; Cleomaceae. The coding region runs from base 1 to 498 and encodes 165 amino acids.
AUGUCCUCUCCGAUUCACACGUUCAUGCCAAGAAUAGAAAAGAAAGGAGACACCGGAGUUACGAGUUCGCCAAUUGCUCUUCAGUCCUCACAUAAUCCAACUCAAUCUCUUCCUUCUGUAUGCAAUCUCUUUCCCAAAGCCUUUCCUAAUGACUACAAAAGCAUCGAAAUCCUCGCCGGAGACGGCAACUCUCCCGGCUCCAUUCGCUUCAUUACUUACGGCCCAAGCUCGGAGCUGGUGAAGACAUCGAAGGAGAAGAUAGAGUCCGUGGAUUUGGAGAAGAGAAGCUUCACGUACAGCAUCAUGGACGGUGACAUGUUGAAAUACUACAAGAGCUUCACGGGCACGAUCACUGUCACUCCUAAAGACGGAGGCAGCCUCGUGAAGUGGUCGGGCGAGUUCGUGAAGACAGGACACGAGAUCGAAGACCCGCAUGUCAUCAAGGAUUUCGCGGUCAAGAACUUCAAGGAGAUUGAUGAGCAUCUUCUCAAGCAAUAGAGCUCUCAAAACCUUUUUAGGAGCCUCGAAAUUGCAACUAUCUUUAUAAGGGGUUCGUCUUAAAGCCGGUCUAUAAAACGUUAAAUAAAGUCGAAUCCGUGCGAAUUAUAUCAAGU